Molecule: messenger RNA, 2433 nt
Organism: Colias croceus (clouded yellow)
Lineage: Eukaryota; Metazoa; Arthropoda; Insecta; Lepidoptera; Pieridae
Product: glucose dehydrogenase [FAD, quinone]
Exons: 4
Coding region: 161-2119 (652 amino acids)
Molecular function (GO): flavin adenine dinucleotide binding; oxidoreductase activity, acting on CH-OH group of donors
Source: RefSeq, a predicted model, not a curated record
GGUUGCGACACCCCGGUGGGGAUAGCGCGUCUCGCUCACAAUGAGAUAGUGUUGGAUAACAGGUGCCAGUGUUGUGACUGUGUUUUUGUGGGAUGUGAUUUACUUUUACUCGGCGAAUUGCAUCACUGUGGAUAAUAGAAUGCCCAAAAACUGAAUCAGCAUGGGAAUCCUAACAGCUGCAUCGACGGCUGCGAAAGCGGCCCUCACCAUCGGAGGUCUAAGCAAACUGACUUUCAUCCCUGCCAUGCUCGCCGCGAUGGCAUACUUCAACUACGACAUCCUCGACCCAGAGAACAGACCAUUCAACCAAAAGUACCUGAGAGAGGAAUACGACUUCAUAGUCGUUGGAGGUGGCUCAGCUGGUGCCGUUGUAGCCAAUAGACUAUCAGAAAUCGAAGGCUGGAAUGUACUGUUACUGGAAGCUGGUGGACACGAAACUGACAUAAGCGACGUGCCCCUACUCUCUUUGUAUUUGCAUAAAAGUAAACUGGAUUGGAAAUACAGAACCCAACCACAAGAUUCAGCAUGUCAAGCUAUGAAGGAUAAGCGUUGUUCCUGGACAAAAGGAAAAGUUCUGGGCGGAUCGUCUGUUCUAAAUACUAUGCUUUACAUCAGAGGAAAUAAACGCGAUUUCGACCAAUGGGAGGCAUUUGGCAACCCUGGCUGGGGUUACAAAGACGUACUCCCAUAUUUCAAGAAAUCAGAAGAUCAACGUAAUCCCUACUUGGCCAAAGAUACUAAACACCAUUCCAUCGGUGGAUAUCUAUCAGUGCAAGAUGCCCCUUACAACACUCCAAUUGGAGCUUCGUUCCUACAAGCAGGAGAAGAAAUGGGCUACGAUAUAAUUGAUGUAAACGGCAACCAGCAAACUGGAUAUGGCUGGUAUCAAUUCACCAUGAGAAGAGGAACAAGAUGUUCAACAGCAAAGGCUUUCCUUCGACCAAUUAGAUUGCGUCAAAACUUGCAUAUCGCUUUAUUCGCUCACGUCACAAAAGUUUUAAUCGACAAAGAUUCAAAGCGUGCUUAUGGUGUCGAAUUUAUUAGAGAUAAUAAGAAACAAGUUGUUUACGCAAAAAGAGAGGUCAUCCUAUCGGCUGGUGCAAUCGCUUCGCCACAUCUAUUAAUGUUAUCUGGAGUUGGUCCGGCACAACAUUUACGAGAAGUCGGCGUUGAGGUCAUGUAUGAUUCUCCAGGUGUUGGAAGAAAUUUACAAGAUCACAUUGCCGUAGGAGGAAUAGUAUUUCAAGUCGACUAUCCUAUUAGCUUAGUUAUGAAUAGACUUGUAAACAUAAACUCCGCUUUACGUUAUGCUGUGUCAGAAGACGGACCACUCACUUCUAGUAUAGGGCUAGAAGUAGUAGCUUUCAUUAAUACCAAAUAUGCGAACGCAACAGAGGAUUGGCCAGAUAUAGAAUUUAUGAUGACCUCUGCUUCCACACCUUCAGAUGGCGGAACACAAGUUAAGAAAGCUCAUAGUUUAACAGACGAGUUUUACGAAGAAGUGUUUGGUCAUAUCACAAAUAAGGAUGUAUUUGGUAUAUUCCCAAUGAUGCUUCGGCCAAAGAGCCGUGGUUUUAUAAAACUACGAUCCAAAAAUCCAUUAGAUUAUCCUCUUAUGUACCAUAACUAUUUAACGCAUCCUGAUGAUGUAGGAGUAUUGCGAGAGGGAGUUAAAGCUGCUUUGGCAGUUGCUGAAACUAAAGCUAUGAAACGUUUGGGCGCUAGAUUCAAUAGUAAACCAGUGCCUAAUUGUAAGCAUCUACCUCUUUACACAGACGAGUAUUGGGAUUGUUACAUCAGGCAAUAUACUAUGACAAUUUAUCACUUGUCUUGUACUGCUAAAAUGGGUCCAUCCACGGAUCCCAUGGCAGUUGUGGAUCCAAAACUAAGAGUUUAUGGCAUAGAAGGUCUGCGUGUGAUAGAUGCAAGUAUAAUGCCUCGAGUAACAAAUGGAAAUAUAAAUGCUCCUGUUAUUAUGAUAGCUGAGAAAGGCAGUGACUUAAUAAAGGAGACUUGGUUAAAUAAACGACAAAGGAGGAGCACUAGAUCAUUGAAAUGCUCCCGGUUAGAACAAAUCUUGUUAGGGAAAAAAUCUGCGACAUGUGCAGUAGAAAGGUGACACUCUUGAAAUACAUAUAAGUAGCUAAACGAGGCCAUUGUUAAUUAAUUUUAGUUACCAAAUAGAACUUUCUUACAGGCGUUUUUAUCCGUUAUUGUAUGUGUAUUUUAGUCGGUUUCUUUUCUCUAGUCCCCUGAGCGGUACCAAACCUCAAAAUAGUAGGCAAUAGUAAAAUUCAUUGUAUGUUAUUUUGGUGUAAAGAUAUAAGCUAAAUGGUUAGGUUAAUAGAAAGACUUUGGUGAUAAGAAUCUUGUGUAAAUGGUAUUAUAGUAAUAAGUAGUAACGAUUAAGUGUAAAUAAAUCUUAUAUUAUAA